Messenger RNA from Gordionus sp. m RMFG-2023, 1144 nucleotides. RefSeq names its product alpha-ketoglutarate-dependent dioxygenase alkB homolog 3-like. NCBI's taxonomy places the organism in Eukaryota, Metazoa, Nematomorpha, Gordioida, Chordodea, Parachordodidae. The transcript has 7 exons. Gene Ontology annotation, molecular function: dioxygenase activity. Gene Ontology annotation, biological process: DNA alkylation repair; DNA repair. The coding region runs from base 99 to 926 and encodes 275 amino acids. Gene Ontology annotation, cellular component: nucleus. The record is from RefSeq and is a predicted model, not a curated record.
GUCUAAAGGGUCACUCAAUCUAUUCUUGAAUUUUUAAUACAUUUUCGCAAUCUGAAUAUGAUGAUUGGUCCAUCAUAUGGUUGAUAUUCAAUACAAUUAUGAAAUCCCGAGUUCAAGGAGGCUGGAACAAAAAACCACAACAACCUAUUAUUAGAAAUAAUGUUUCCUCUAAUACAAUUGUUUAUAAACCACCAGAUCAAAAUAUAAAAUUUAAACCUGAAGAUAUUAAUAUAAGUGAAUCCGGAGAUUACACUAUUAGUACCUCAUUAUAUGGAUUAUCAAAAAUUCAUAUAAAUCAAACUUUAUACAGUUUGGGGGAGGCUGAUAAUCUAUAUAGAACAUUAAUAAAUUCAUUAAAUUGGGAAAAUCGGUAUGAUAUUUCAAAACUAACUGGUGAGAAAAUAUAUAAAUCACGUUUAAUAACAUGGUUUGGUGAUGUAUCUUAUACAUAUUCUAAUACACAUCAUGUACCUAAUAAUAAUUGGCACCCAUUGUUAAUUAAAAUUAAGGCUGAUGUGGAAAGAUAUUGCAACACUAACUAUAAAUUUUCAGAAGAUAAUCAACAAGCAGAUUUAAUUAGUUUCAACUCUUGUUUGUGCAAUUUAUAUAGAAAUGAAAAAGAUGGAGUUGAUUGGCACAGUGAUGAUGAAAUAGAGUUGGGUAAAUUUCCAUUUAUUGCCUCCUUAUCUUUGGGAGAAAUCAGAAAUUUUUUAUUAAGACGUAUUCCUGAUUCAGGUAAUAUUGAAGAUUAUGAAUACACACAACAGAUCAAGGUUCCAUUAAACCAUGGUAGUUUGUUUAUUAUGCAAGGUGCAACCCAAAAAGACUGGCAACACAAAAUUCCUAAAGAGUACCACGAUAAAGGAGCAAGGAUCAAUUUAACCUUCAGACGAACUUAUGACAUUAAUGCUCUUAAAUUACAAUAGCAAUAUUCUUCGGUUUUAUUUAAGUUUAUAUUUAAUUUUGGUACACAUUGUAUAAUAUAUUUGAACUAUUAUGAUGAAAAGAAUGAAUUAUUUUAUAUAUCUUAUUGUAAUUUUCAGUUUAUAUAUUUUUUACAAAUCAUUAUAAAUCAUCAAUUAAUCAUAUUACCAAUUGCCUUUGUUUUCAAGGUUAAUUGAUUCUAUUACAAUAGUAUUAUUCA